Spirodela intermedia is the source of this 204-nucleotide messenger RNA. The record is from the annotation of a GenBank genome assembly. NCBI's taxonomy places the organism in Eukaryota, Viridiplantae, Streptophyta, Magnoliopsida, Alismatales, Araceae.
AUGUCCGCCGGCGGCUCGUACUCCCCCCUCUGCACCGACUCCGGGGCCAUGUACAGCGGCGUCCCUCUGAACUGGCUGCUCUCGGCGGCGCUGCCGCCGGCGGCCGGCUUCGACAGACCGAAGUCGGCGAUCUUGGCCCGCCCAUCGCCAGUGACGAGGAGGUUCUGCGGCUUGAUGUCGCAGUGGACGAGGCCGGCCUGGUGA